Messenger RNA from Zootoca vivipara (common lizard), 3713 nucleotides. NCBI's taxonomy places the organism in Eukaryota, Metazoa, Chordata, Lepidosauria, Squamata, Lacertidae. The record is from RefSeq and is a predicted model, not a curated record.
GGAUCUCCCCUGUGGGAUGCCGCCGGGCGAAGUGGGUCUCCUUCUGCAGGGCGGCCGUGGAAGGAAGGAGCCGUGGGGAGAGAGAGCGGGGCGGAGCGGGGGGGUGGCUCGGCCGGGAGAGCGGAGAAGGGAAAAGCAGAGGGAGAGGGGCUCUGGCGCGGGAAGGGUUAAUGCGCCACACGCUCACGGUAGAGGGAGGCCAGGCAGGAAGGGGUUAAGCCCCCCUCCCCCCAAAACAUUCUUUCACCUCUCCCCACACGAAAAAAAGAAAUCAUUAUCCCUUUUGGGUGAGACUGGGUGGAUUUCGGAGUUUCCAGGCAGAAAGGGGUUAAGCCCACCCACCCACCCCAUUCGAAACCAUUACGGUCUUCCCUUUGGGGGGGGUUGGGAAAGGGGCCUCAGGAGGGGGCUCCCUUCUCCCCAACCCUACACCCCCCAGUUAUCCUGAAGGGCAGCUACGGGAGAUGCUCCAGUGCAGGGAUGCUCCUCCAGGCCUCUGGGUAGCAUCCUGACCCUUUGGGGGCGCCCUCACCAGCCAUGGAGCUUGGCUCCUGCUUCAAGAACUACGAGGACUUCCGGGAGUGCUUCAGCACCUACAAGAAGGAGAACCGGCUCCAGUACGGCUUGAGGAGCUGCGUCUCCAUCCGGUUCCACAACCGCAAGAACGGGACCAGCAUCCGCGAGGACGUCACGUUUAUGCAGGUGAAGUUUGGCUGCGCCCAAUCGAGAGACUCCAGCAAGAAGAGGAAGCAGCAAGCCAGCUUGUGCCCGGCGUAUUUCGUCCUGCAAUACAACGAGGAAAUAGACCGGCUGGUGAUCAGCGAGCUGAAUGGCAACCACAUCCACACAGAGUCCAAGGCUUCCAUGAUCAGCUCCGAUGAUCAUGCCCCACCUGGGACCAGGAUGGCAACGAAGCUGCCUGGCCCCCCCAGAGCUCGCGGCAGCCCCCCAGCUAAGCUGCACAGGGAGGAGCCUUUGGAGGUAGAAGCCUGUGAAAGGGACAGCGACGUGAGCGUGGAGGUUGAAGUGGACUCUGACGAGCCUCCACUCCUCCCGCCUUCCCCUCGCAAGGAAGCCGAGGUUCCUCAGGCAGGGGAAGAUGGCUCCUCCAACUCUGCUUUCCUCCAAGUCGCCGAAGUGAUGAAAAACGUCUUGCGGGUGGAUAGGGGCUCCUUGGCCUCCAUCAGCGUUGGCAGCGACCAGGACCUGGAGAGGCUGAACUUCCAGACCAGCAAGAUGAGGAGCCUCUUUGUUAAGUUCCCCGAGAGCCUUCUGCUACACCGGAUGCAGAGCAAGAGGGGCCACAUCCUGUACGCGUUCCUCGUGGAGAGCAAGGAGAGGGUGGGGAAGUUGGUCCACCUUGCCAUCUUGAAGGAGGACACGCAGGAGAACACACGGAAGAUGUUCUCCGUCUUCAAGGAGUUCAAUCCUGAGUGGCAGAAGGUCAAGGUGGUCUUCAUGGACGUGUCCUUCCUCCACCGGGCCAGUCUGCAGGAGCUCUUCCCUUCGGCACAGGUCCUCCUCUCCGUCUACCACACCGUGCUGCUCCUGGAAAAGAAGCUGAAGGAGUCCCAUGCUUCUUUCUCCUUCAAGCACAACUUCAAGCUGGCCCUGAGGGAAGCUGUCUUCUCCACCUCCACCUCGAACCUGGACGCGUUGUCCCAGCAGGUGAGGCACCUGGUGGACCAGGACUUGUACAAGUACCUGCAGACUAACUGGUUCUCCUGCGAGAUGCUCUGGUACAUGCACGCCAAAAAGGGCCUCCAUUCCUGCAACACCUACAUCGACAGCUUGGACCUCGUCACUCAAAAGCUGUCCCACCUUUUUGGCACCCAGCUGUCGCUGGAGACCAGCAUCCUUCGCUUUGUGGAGUACGCCGACUGCUUCAACACCAAAGGCCUGGAGACUCUGACCCAGGGCCUCUCAAGCCUGGAGGAUAGCCGCAGCGGCCUCAUGCAGGAGCUGAAAGUCCUGGCCCGACCCGCCGUGAGACGCAGCUUCAGGACCGCACAGCAGCAGAGACUCAGCUCCAGGACCACACAGCAGCAGAGGCGCAGCUCCAGGAACGCACAGCAGCAGCAGCAGCAGCAGCCAUUGCCUGGGGACGCAGAAGAGGAGCCUCCGAAGGUCACCAAAUACAGCCCAGCCAAGCCUGUUGAAAACAUGCUGGCGGCCCUGCGGGACAGCUGCACGGACGUGGCCUACCAGCUGUGUCUGAACGAGUGGGAUGUGGUGCAGAAGUCCGUCCAGCUCCUGAGCUGCGCCAGGUACAGCACCACGGUGCAGCUGCUGGAGGACACCCACCAGGUCAGCAGGGACGGCAAGAGCUGCAGCUGCUACUUCCACUGCCGCUACCAGCUGCCCUGCCGGCACAUCCUGUCCAUGCUGCUGGCCAAGCGGGAGGUGGUGGGGGAAGCCAUGGUGGGCAAGCGCUGGCAGAAGGAAUACCAGCACCUUUCCAUCUUGGGGGAGAACCUUCUCGAGUUUACAGAGCACUCCACAGGCCCGCUGGGGGCAGUGGGGGCGGCCUCAGGGGAGCAGGGGGACAAGAUCCAGUCUCUCAGCAAGGAACUUGGGAACCUCUUGCUGCAGAGCGAGGGGGAGGAGCUGGAGGAGCGCACCUCCACCCUCAAGAUGAUUGUGAACAUUUGGACUAAGUGUUGCGAGCUGCAGGGCGGGGAGGUGCCGGGGAAGAAGCCCCUCAACGUCCGGAACGUAGGGGACCUCCCCUUGCUCUGGGUGAAAAAGGAAGAGAUGGAGGAAGUUGAGGUGACUUCAGAAACGCCAGGCCCUGCCGUUGAAGAUGUCCAGACUUCCCUGGCUUGAAAUCCACGCCAGCGUGGUGUCGUGAGCAGCUGGAGGCAACCUUGACUGUGCUCCAAGCCCACCGUGGUUUUUUCCAGCUAAAGAAACUCAGGGUUGCUAUUCAGCUUUGCAGCAAUAAAGCAGACUCUCUUCUGGUCCUCCCUUGGUGGCUGCUCCUUAUAAGGACUUGGCAUGCAGGUGGCGGGCACAACCGUUCCUCCUGACCUGUAUGUAAGAAAGGUCCCUGUUGACUGACUCUGACGCACACACACAUUCUCCAGGUUCUGCAGCGCACGGCUGCAGGCUUGACAAUCAGGGAAGGUCUCCUUCACACGGGGGGCCUUCUCCAGGGCAUCUUUCUUGCCAAACCUUCGUCCGUCGCUCUUGACUCACAUGUCUCUUUCCUUUUUGCCAUCUCCCUUCUUUUUCCUUCUUUAACGCAGGUCAUUUCAUAGGAUUGCAGAGUUGGAAGGAUUCCUGAGGGUCAUCACCUCCUACCUCCUGCUAUUCAGGAAUCUCUACUCCAGGGCAGAUGGCCACCCAACCCCUGCAGAAAGACCUCUGAGGAAGGAGAGCCCGCCUUCCAGGGGUGUUUGUGUUUGGCUGCUUCAACGUGACAAGACUCUCUGGACCUGAUGCAUGCAAAGAAUUGCUGUCUUGGUUCUACCUGUAUUUUUACUGUAAUGCUCCUGGGGUGGAGGCUGGCCCCCCCCCCCGCCUGGCUUCAGCGGCAGGGAAAGGCGAUGCUGAGUUGUUGCAUUCUUUGUUUCUCCUGAAGCCUCUCCCAGCAGGGACUAGUUUUGCUGCUAUGUACUUAGACCAAAUUUAUUGUUGGAAAUAAAAGUCUGACCGUCCUCCUUUGGUACCUGAAUGUACUUUUCAGUUUGCCUUGUGUUUCAAUUCUCUUU